This is a messenger RNA of Drosophila pseudoobscura, 4949 nucleotides long. It is a transcript of the gene Sox102F, whose product is annotated as transcription factor Sox102F. The coding region runs from base 826 to 3675 and encodes 949 amino acids. The record is from RefSeq and is a predicted model, not a curated record. Gene Ontology annotation, molecular function: RNA polymerase II cis-regulatory region sequence-specific DNA binding; DNA-binding transcription factor activity, RNA polymerase II-specific. The transcript has 6 exons. NCBI's taxonomy places the organism in Eukaryota, Metazoa, Arthropoda, Insecta, Diptera, Drosophilidae. Gene Ontology annotation, cellular component: nucleus. Gene Ontology annotation, biological process: cell fate commitment; regulation of transcription by RNA polymerase II.
UCAUCUCUCUCUUCGGUGGAUGCGGACUUGAAAUUGGAAUUCAGGCGACAAACAUUGCCACGGUGCCACGCCGCAGAGUUGGUGGUACUUCAAACACGCGUCGUUUUUCCGCCACAAUUACCGUUACAGUUGUCGUUGGCUCAUUGUGCGUGGUUUCGCGCGUGCGAGAUCACUGAAAUCUGAAUUCAAAAAUCCCUGACUAGCCCUCAUACUUUAAUUGGAUAUAGAAGGAUAGAAAAAAAUAAGCUCAGAUAAAUAACGAAAUUAUUCGUUUUAUUUGGAGACGAGUAACUAGUGUUCUGUUAAAAUGCAAUAAAUGAACAAAUUUUGAGAUACUGAAUUGAACUGUCGAAAUGCCUCGAUCGAUUACAAACAAAAACAUGCACAAACAACUAAAUUUGAACUGGCAAUAUAGAGGUCAAACACUUAUCAAUUAAAAAAAAAAAUGAAUAAACGUAGUGAUUGGGAGCGCCGAUUUUAUUUGCUUAUGUACAUAAGUAUAAUUGCUGUCGUUGCUAAUGAUAUUGACUGUCUCGACACAAAUACAUUCAAAGAUAUAGAUAAAAUAAAUAUUACCGAAAAUAAAUAAAUAUUCUCUACAUACGGCUAUCGUGAUAUUAUUUAUUUCCAAUGCGUUCUAAAACUUAUAGCAAAGAGUUAAAUGUGACGCAAUACCAAUGUGAAUAUGCAAAAGUGCCAUAAAACAACUGUACAAUUAAAUGUAUGUAUGCAAGUACUUAUAGGAAUAUAUAGGUAUGAUUGCAUAUAUGUACUAUGUACGACCAAUGAACCUAGUCAGAGAAGGGAUACUCAUCACAAUAAUUAAUGGAACUCUACCCUUUAGGUAGAUUGCAUAGCAUGUCAGGAAAGCGAAAAUCGCACCCAAACAAAUUUGAUGCCAAGUCCAAGAGAAGUGUUAAAGGAUUGGAAUAUCUACAGACUGAAGGGCAGUGUGGUAUCACAAAAAACAGCCCAUCGACUAUUGGUAAAAUGCAGCAGCAGCUACUCAACAGCAAUGGAAACGAAGGAUCAGUAUCAACCGUUACCAUAAGAAGAGGCAAUGGGGCGAAUGCGAACACAGUGAAUAGGGAUACGGAUACGGAAAUGGAAAUGUGCUCGAGUAUGGUGUCAACAAGUGAUUACGAAAAUACUGACCAGGAUACCGAUUCAAAGAGUUCCAGUACAACGGACAGUUCGAACGAGUCAGAUGUUAAUAGAAGGAGUACUCACUCAACUCGAUACAUAUUAGCAAAAAAGUCGGAUUCAUGCGCAAGAUACACUAAGAAGGCGAAGAAAGCUCGUCCGAGGAAUGGAACUGACGAUACAAAAAUUAUUAUAUGCCGCAAAGAGCAGGUUAACCUUUCGAACGGCUCCGACAGUGUUGAUGUUGAUUCUCAGCUAAGAGAUAGAGUUGAAGGUGGAGUUACGGGCACCGGCUCCAUCCAGCUGCUUGAAAAUCCGAUGCGAAAAGGCGAUGACGUCGUGGCACCACAGCAUAGAAAAGUGAUUAAGCAAGAACAUAAUGUUGAUAUUAGUCCUGCGUCCGAGCUGUUGAUUCCUGCCCAACAAAAAGAAGCUAUGGAGAUGGAAAAGUUCAAUAAAAUUUCACCGAGCCGAGAAGCUAUUUCAGAAGAGAGAUGUCCGCCUACGUCCUCGUCCUCAGCAACAACCUCAUAUUUUUCAAUUUAUGGAAGAGAUCCUUCUUUAGAAUACUCUGCUAUACCUAAGCUAGGUUUUUCACAAAGAGAACAACCAGUGCUGUCUGGCUGUAUCCGGGAGGACCGUACAUAUGAAAAGGAUCACACGGUCUCCGAAAUGAUACGACAACUUCAACUGAUUAGAAGUCGCUUGCUUACACAGACUCAGUUCGAUAGCAUGACUGACAUUGAUGCAAGUAUUCAGCAGCAGCAGCAACUCCAAAAUGUGCAGAGGCUGCAGCAAGAGAGUAGCCUGCAGGAGCUGCAUCAUCAGCUGAAUACACAGUUCGGGGCAGGACGUUUUACAGCGCCGAAUCCCCAUCAUCAACAUCAAGCAACUGCUGUUAGUCCCGGCAAUUUGGUACCGUUUCUUCCAGCUUUUCUGCGUCCACCAGUACCUGCACAGCAGCUGAUACAACUAAUGCCUGGCCAUGCGAGUUCGCAGUCACAGCACAGUCAUACUCAUCAUGGACCAACGAGCGCACACAAAAUGGCUAUGCAACCAAUGUGGCCGACAGCUGCGGUCGCGGCGGCACACAUUCAGGCCGCUUUGGCGGCAGCAGCAGUGGCCGCUUCCAAUAAUAAUAACCACAGUUCUAGCAACAAUAAUCUUCUCGCAAUAUCGGCAAGUGUGAAUAAGCCGACGGAUAGCUCCGGUACACUACCAACGCUUGAGAUUGGAGCUUUGAGAGGAAGCUGCAAGUCAAGACCAGAGUCUCCCGUUCAGGAGUGUCAUAGCUAUUCAAUGCUUUCCUACAGCCACACGCCACCAGAGUCACCCCACGGUCGAACAGCCUUAGUCCAGAGUCAAAGUGUCCCAGAAGAGUGCUCCCUAACCUUCCCAUCCUCGCCGGCCGAUCAUAGCGUAGCAAGUCUUUCGGAAGCAGUUCAAGACUCCGAAAUGGAGGUUCCACUAAAUCUAACCAAGCCGAAAGGAUCGCCGGGUUCUUCUCCAACCAGUUGUUGCCCAAGAGACCAACGUGAAAGUCUUACUCCUGUCGUAUCCAGUCCGCCAUUAGGCUGGCAUCAUACAGUCCAACAUCAUUACACAGACAUGGAAGCCCCACUUUUAAAAACUCGUGGCCAAAUAUGGAAUUCUGCUGGCGUUACGGGUGAUUGUCCAACAUUAUGCCCCUCUGGUAUUGGAGUUGGCGUAUCACGGGCGGCACGGAUCAGUCGCGAUUCCACAAACAGUUGCGGCACGAAUUCAGAACGCUCCGCAGCAUUGGACCCAGACUGUUUUAACAAAAAUCAAGUUAGCCCAGGUGCUCAGCCACCGUCAUCAACUCAUCCGCAGAGACAUGGUAAUGGACACGGACAUGGCCAUGGUCACAGUCAUAGCAAGCCACACAUCAAAAGACCCAUGAACGCUUUCAUGGUAUGGGCAAAAGAUGAGCGUAGGAAGAUUUUAAAAGCUUGCCCUGACAUGCAUAAUUCAAAUAUUUCGAAAAUUUUGGGCGCCCGCUGGAAGGCUAUGUCGAAUGCAGACAAACAGCCGUACUAUGAAGAGCAAUCGCGUCUCUCAAAGCUCCACAUGGAGCAGCAUCCAGACUACCGCUACCGGCCGCGUCCCAAACGAACGUGUAUCGUGGAUGGAAAGAAGAUGCGCAUAUCAGAGUAUAAAGUAUUGAUGCGCAAUCGCCGAGCAGAGAUGAGGCAGCUCUGGUGCCGCACUGGUGGAGCUAGUACUGCGGGUCCGGGAAGUGCCUCUGCUGACUCCUGCUUAAAUGGACAGGAUGGUCCACCUCAUGUGCACGCUGCGGCUGCCGCAGCUGUCUAUCAUUUGCAGGACAUGACACAGGCUGUAGCAGCCGCCGCCGCGGCUGCAGCUCAUGGGGAUGAAUGUGGAACUCCUCCUUCACAACCGUUGGGCUGUGCGACUUCUGGCACUUUCUAUUAUCCUGCAGAGAGCUUAUCGCCCUCUGGCUUCUCAUCAGAGGAAAUGGAGAUUUCAUCCCAGCGUGAAUUAGACGACUAAGAUAGCCAUCAGCAGACUUAAGCAAGGCAUGCCAUACAAACCAGCCACAGAAUAUCUAGUUAUAUGUAUGACUUCUUGCCCUGCCCUAUAUGCCUAUAUAACGUAAGCCUCCAUGUAUGAAAAUAAGAGAAAAGAAGAUAAUGCAACGCACCUUGGGGUUGUAAAUAGAAAAAAAUUCUAGGAUAGUCCUUGUAUAGUCAUAUAAGUUUCAGUUCAAGUGCCAUUACAUAUGUAUAUUUUAAAUAAUUAUUAACUAAUAUGUGAAUCAAUUGUUCGCAGGAUGCUCCGUCUGAGUCGGCGAACCGGGACCAGCAGAGCAUUCAUGGGAACGUUGCAAUUUUUGUGCCAUUCAUGCACCAAUGCCGUAGCUAUAGAAAAAUAUCCCAAUUCACGCGUACAUAAAUAGAUAGCUAGUAACGUUUAAUAUUUGUAAAAUAUGAAUAACAUAAAUGCAUACAUACAUAGUACAUAAUAUAUACAAAUUAUGAAUGAUGUUACUCGGGCAUUGACGAUUAGAACCCACUUAUGCAUUGGGACACAUUCAACAUAAUAUACAUAUACGCAUAUCUGUACGUUAACAUUCACGUUGUUAAGAUCAUAUGCUCUAUAUACAUUCUCGUACGUACGAGUAUAUACGCCAUAAUCACACAUAAGUAUUCCUAUUUUUUACCGGUACUUAGGCGAGCUGAACGGUUUUAUGUAAGAUUGUUCAUCAUUCUUUGUGCAUAUUAUUGAUUUUCUAAGAUUCAAUUUAAACUAAUCAAUAAACCAUGCACAUACGGAAAUACAUAUAUAUAUGUAUGUAUAUUACAGUGUAUGAAAAUCUGACAUGCAUCCUACCAAUCAGCCUGUAUACCCAUCCCACAAAAACAAAAGUAAUAGUAGCGCAUUAAGUAAUAGACCAAUUAAAAAUUUAUAUUUGUCUAAUAUUAUUUGCCUUUCAUAGCAUUGUCAAAACCAAUCAAGAAUGUAAAUCUAUAAUUUGUAUAAACUCAUCAAGCCAGAUAAUCGCCAUUUAAAUGUCUUUUGCUGAUCCAAAAUUCAUACCUAAACUACAAAUUGAAAUGUUAAAAAAUCAGCUCAUAAUAUACGUACACUCAAGUACAAGCUAAACGAUUAUUUAGACACUAUAUAUGUACAUGUAAUUAAUGGCAAUAUGAUAUGUUAGUGGACUACUCUCUUAGCUUUCUUUUGGCUAUAAGCAAAGAGCACAAGCUAUCCUUGUCUAGGUGUAGGCUACAUAAAAUACAUACAUAAUUAAACACACACAAGCA